AUGGCAGCCUCCUCCAUCGGCUUGUGUUCAUGCCUAAAUGAGUUACUGCUGGAUGGGCCUCUGGAUGGAGCAGUAGGAGACAGUGUGGUGUUCACCCUCACCAACCCUCCCUCUGCACCACCUGCAAGAAUCACCUGGACUUCUCCAUCCAAAAUAGAGAUCUUCACUUCACUUGGUGAUGCAGAGUUGAUACAUCCUGAAUAUACUGGUAGAAUCUCUGUGAACAAAACCACAGCUUCACUGGAGCUCAGCAACCUGACUUUCAAUGACACCGGGGAGUACACUCUGGGCACCAACACUGAUGGCAUAGGACAGCAGGGGAAAACAUCACUGGCAAUGUUUGAGAAAAUCUCCAAUGUGACAGCAGAAGCCGAUCAGAAUGAGCUGGUGGAGUUCAACAAUUCUGUCACUCUCACAUGCUCCGCCUCUGGCACCUUGCCCUCAUUUCGAUGGUUUAACAGGAGUACUAUUGUCACAGGAAGUGACAGAGUUCUGCUAGAUAAGAGGAACCUCACUAUAUUGAAUGUGACUAGAUAUGAUGAUGGCCCAUUCCAGUGUGAAGUAUCAAAUAAUGUCAGUGACCGAAUGAGCACUGAUGUCAAUCUGACAAUUCACUAUGGCCCAGAUAGCUCUGUAGUUUCAGUGACACCUGAAGCCUUGAUCCACAGUGGAGGCUCUGACAUCAUCCUGUCCUGCUCCUCUGAGUCCUACCCUGCUGCCCAGUUCCAAUGGGCACUGAAUGGAACCCUGCUGGCCAGAGAAGGACCAGAACUACGACUGGAGAACGUUCAGGACAUUGAGAGUGGAGCCUACAGCUGCUGGGCAUAUAAUAGUAAAACCCAGAGGUAUAAAGCAUCAUCACCAACAAACAUCACUGUGAUAGAGAAUAUCUCCAAUGUGACAGCAAAAGCCGAUCAGAAUGAGCUGGUGGAGUUCAACAAUUCUGUCACUCUCACUUGCUCCGCCUCUGGCACCUUGCCCUCAUUUCAAUGGCUUAACAGGAGUACUAUUGUCACAGGAAGUGACAGAGUUCUGCUAGACAAGAGGAGCCUCACUAUAUUGAAAGUAACUAGAUAUGAUGAUGGACCAUUCAAGUGUGAAGUAUGGAAUAGUGUCAGCAACCAAAUGAGCUCUGAUGUUGAUCUGACAAUUCACUAUGGCCCAGAUAGUUCUGUAGUUUCAGUGACACCUGAAGCCCCAUUCUACAGUGCAGGCUCUGACAUCACCCUGUCCUGCUCCUCUGAGUCCUUCCCUGCUGCCCAGUUCCAGUGGGCACUGAAUGGAACCUUGCUGGCCAGAGAAGGACCAGAACUACGACUGGAGAACGUUCAGGACAGUGAAAGUGGAGCCUACAGCUGCUGGGCAUAUAAUAUUAAAACCCAGAGGUAUAAAGCAUCAUCACCACAAAGCAUCACUGUGAUAGAGAAAAUCUCCAAUGUGACAGCAGAAGCCAAUCAGAAUGAGCUGGCGGAGUUCAACAAUUCUGUCAUUCUCACAUGCUCCGCCUCUGGCACCUUGCCCUCAUUUCGAUGGCUUAACAGGAGUACUAUUGUCACAGGAAGUGACAGAGUGCUGCUAGACAAGAGGAGCCUCACUAUAUUGAAUGUGACUAGAUAUGAGAAGUGGCCAUUCAACUGUAAUGUAUCGAAUACUAUCAGCUACCAAAUGAGCUCUGAUGUCAAUCUGACAAUUCACUAUGGCCCAGAUAGUUCUGUAGUUUCAGUGUCACCUGAAGCCCCAUUCUACAGUGCGGGCUCUAACAUCACCCUGUCCUGCUCCUCUGAGUCCUACCCUGCUGCCCAGUUCCAGUGGGCACUGAAUGGAACCCUGCUGGGCAGAGAAGGACCAGAACUACGACUGGAAAACGUUCAGGACAGUGAGAGUGGAGCCUACAGCUGCUGGGCAUAUAAUAGUAAAACCAAGAGGUAUAAAGCAUCAUCACCACAAAGCAUCACUGUGAUAGAGAAAAUCUCCAAUGUGACAGCAGAAGCCAAUCAGAAUGAGCUGGCGGAGUUCAACAAUUCUGUCACUCUCACAUGCUCCGCCUCUGGCACCUUGCCCUCAUUUCGAUGGCUUAACAGGAGUACUAUUGUCACAGGAAGUGACAGAGUUCUGCUAGACAAGAUGAGCCUCACUAUAUUGAAUGUGACUAGAUAUGAUGAUGGACCAUUCCAGUGUAAUGUAUCGAAUACUAUCAGCUACCAAAUGAGCUCUGAUGUCAAUCUGACAAUUCACUAUGGCCCAGAUAGUUUUGUAGUUUCAGUGUCACCUGAAGCCCCAUUCUACAGUGCGGGCUCUAACAUCACCCUGUCCUGCUCCUCUGAGUCCUACCCUGCUGCCCAGUUCCAGUGGGCACUGAAUGGAACCCUGCUGGGCAGAGAAGGACCAGAACUACGACUGGAAAACGUUCAGGACAGUGAGAGUGGAGCCUACAGCUGCUGGGCAUUUAAUAGUAAAACCCAGAGGUAUAAAGCAUCAUCACCACAAAGCAUCAUUGUGAUAGAGAAAAUCUCCAAUGUGACCGCAGAAGCCAAUCAGAAUGAGCUGGCGGAGUUCAACAAUUCUGUCACUCUCACAUGCUCCUCCUCUGGCACCUUGCCCUCAUUUCGAUGGUUUAACAGGAGUACUAUUGUCACAGGAAGUGACAGAGUUCUGCUAGAUAAGAUGAGCCUCACUAUAUUGAAUGUGACUAGAUAUGAUGAUGGACCAUUCCAGUGUAAUGUAUCGAAUACUAUCAGCUACCAAAUGAGCUCUGAUGUCAAUCUGACAAUUCACUAUGGCCCAGAUAGUUCUGUAGUUUCAGUGACACCUGAAGCCUCGAUCUACAGUGCAGGCUCUGACAUCACCCUGUCCUGCUCCUCUGAGUCCAACCCGACCCAGUUCCAUUGGGCACUGAAUGGAUCCCUGCUGGGCAAAAAGGGACGAGAACUACGACUGGAGAAGGUUCAGACCAGUGAGAGUGGAGCCUACAGCUGCUGGGCAUAUAAUAGUAAAACCCAGAGGUAUAAAGCAUCAUCACCAACAAUCAUCACUGUGAUAGUCCCUAAAAAGGUGAAGAUGGUGAGAGUCAAGGUCCAGGCCGAGUCCGGGGUUAACAUGGAGGACCCUGCUGUGCAGGCGGCCAUCUUAGAGAAGAUUGGACAAAGACUGUGGAAGACGGGGAAGCCAGCAGGCACCAAACUGACGUGGAUAAAGCAACAAAAUGAAAAGAUCUUCCAAAAAAUAAAUGAGAAAGCAGGAAGGGAGAAGAAGAGGGCAAAGAUAAAUGAGUUUUACUCUCCACACUGCAACCGUGGCACAUACAGCUCUCCACACUGCACUGCAACCGUGGCACAUACAGCUCUCCGCACUGCAAUACAGCUGCAACCGCACAUCCAGCUAAAGUGGCUAGCCCAUGCCAAAGCGAAGACAGGCCAGGCCAGUUCAGAGGAGGAGAGCAUCGACCCUGACGGACUACACCCCUCAGCUCUCUCCAUUCAGACCACCACCCACCACGUCGAUAAUGUCCACCAAAGCACUGGACACUCUGUGAUUGAUAAUCACAGAGAUCUCAGCUGCUGUCAGAGAGGGAAGAUGAUGCUCCAUGCUACUCUGGUUAUUGCCCUGCUAACAGGUCUGAGUUCAGGUCAACAGCGGUCAUUAUUAAUUGAUGGCUCCACCAAGAGACCUGUGGGGGACACCAUGCAAUUCUUCAUAGUCAACCCCCCAUCCCCUCCCUAUACAGAGAUCAGCUGGAGUUUUCAAGGGAGCCCUGUUAUCACCCACCUAGAGGGCAGUGACACCUUUGGGUCUAACUACUCUGGCCGUGUCCAGCUCGACGGCCUGACUGGCUCUCUGAAGCUGCACAAUCUAACUCUGCAGGACUCUGGGGAGUACAUAGUCACCAUCAAGAUGUCAGGAGGCACAGAGUUUAGUGGGAGAAUGAACCUGACGGCCCUGAAUCCUGUCUCUGUCUCAAUUGUGGCCAAUGAGACGGAGCCGAUUGAGUUCCACAGCACCGUGAAAGUCACCUGCAUUGCCUCUGGCUCCUUCUUUACCGUGACAUUGUUUGGCGAAACAGGAAAUAUGUCAAGCACCUACGAAGGCCUCAUUGGGAAAGUGAAGAUCACCGAAUACAAGGAGGCAAGGCGUGGCAUGAGGCCUUUUGUAUGUGAGGCCUCCAAUGAUGUGACUGGGAUGGUUGCUAGGUUGCCUGUCAACGUACUCUAUGGACCUGAUGAGGCGGUCAUGGUGGCUACACCAAAGGGCCCGUCAUAUCGUCCUGGCUCGUACAUCACCCUGUCCUGCUCCUCUGAGUCCUACCCUGCUGCCCAGUUCCAGUGGGCACUGAAUGGAACCCUGCUGGGCAGAGAAGGACCAGAACUACGACUGGAGAACGUUCAGGACAGUGAGAGUGGAGGCUACAGCUGCUGGGCUAGCAACAGCAAAACCGGGAGAAAAAUGCAGUCAAACACACUUCAUAUUACAGUGCCAGUGUCAGGCUUGAGUGGAGGAGGCAUUGCUGGUAUAGUGAUUGGAUCGUUGCUAGCUGUGGCUGCCUUGAUUGUCAUCGUACUAGUUCUGCUAGGCUUCAGGUUCAGACCAGUGAAGGGUUGCUACAGAAGGACUUCUACAGGGGACUGA
Molecule: messenger RNA, 4623 nt
Organism: Alosa alosa (allis shad)
Lineage: Eukaryota; Metazoa; Chordata; Actinopteri; Clupeiformes; Clupeidae
Product: hemicentin-2-like
Exons: 22
Coding region: 1-4623 (1540 amino acids)
Source: RefSeq, a predicted model, not a curated record